GCGUCAUAUCUGGUGUUCUUACUAUGCAACACUUUCGUCAUGAAUUUCCUUCGGGUCCAGCAAAAGAAGGUUCAAUUGUAUCAUCAUUUUUGGCCGGUUGUUUUGUUGGUGCUCUCGCAUCAGGAUAUUCCGCUGAUCGCCUUGGAAGAAGAUUUUCUAUUUUGGGUGGUUCCUUAGUAUUUAUUGUCGGCAGUAUUUUACAAGCCACUUCAACCACAUUUGCCCAAUUAUAUGUUGGUAGAAUUGUUUCUGGCCUGUCAAUUGGUGUUCUAUCAAUGAUGGUGCCUCUGUAUCAAUCUGAAAUUAGUCCUAAAGAAAUUCGUGGGCGCUUAGUUUCCCUUCAGCAAUUUACAAUUACCAUAGGCAUUGCUGUUUCAUUCUGGAUCGAUUAUGCGACCGAGAAAAUCGAUUCUUCUAAUCAAUGGAGAAUUCCAUUGGGGAUUCAAGUUAUUCCUGCUUUCUUACUCGCACUUGGAACUUUGAUCCUACCGUUCUCUCCUCGCUGGCUGUUAGAUAAUGACAGAGAUGAUGAAGCACUUAUAGUACUAGCAAAACUUCGCUCUAAUGGUGACAAAAAUGAUCCUAUUGUUAUUGAUGAGUUCAAUGAGAUUAAAGAGAAUGUUAGAUUUGAACGCGAAGUUGCUGCAAAGAGUUAUUUGGAACUAUUAAAAAAAGGUCCUGAAAAUAUUCGUAAAAGAGUUAUGCUCGGGAUUGCUAUUCAAGCAUUUCAACAGUUAACUGGAAUUAAUGCUAUCAUGGUAUGUAAUGCCUCAACACUUCUUGCCACUGGUAUAAAUGGUAUUGUAAACAUGCUUGCCACAAUUCCUGCUAUACUCUGGAUAGAUUCAUGGGGUCGUAGACCUACUCUAAUGUCCGGCGGAAUAUUAAUGGGAAUUUUUAUGUUAAUAAUCGGGAUAAUACUGGCUACGCAUGGAACAAAAUAUUAUGAUACAAAUUUGGGAAAAAACUCCAUGCAUUUAGAUACAACUGCUAGUUCUUAUUCAGUUAUAGUAUUUGUUUAUUUAUUUGUGGCGUCCUAUGCUUAUUCUUGGGGACCGGGAGGUUGGAUUUACCCUGCGGAAAUUUUUCCUUUACGUAUUCGAGGAAAGGCAUUAUCGAUAACAACUGCUUCCAAUUGGCUUUUCAAUUUUAUUAUCGGGCAAGUUGUUCCUACACUAUUGGAUAGAACUUACAUAAUCUUUGGUAUAUUCGGUCUAAUGAUGGGUGUUUCUAUAUUUCUAUUCUUUCCAGAAACAAAAAAUAAAUCAUUAGAAGAAAUGGAUGACCUAUUUGGCGACGUAUCGCAUUCUCCACUACCAGUUCAUAGAGAAGUAAGGCAAACUGGUGAAGGUGAAGGUGAGACAUCACCAUCAAAUAUUAAACAGGAUUCAAGUGAGAUGAAAAAUAUUGAACAAGCUACAGAUAUUGAGUCUAAGUAA
Molecule: messenger RNA, 1439 nt
Organism: Scutellospora calospora
Lineage: Eukaryota; Fungi; Glomeromycota; Glomeromycetes; Diversisporales; Gigasporaceae
Source: the annotation of a GenBank genome assembly